Molecule: messenger RNA, 435 nt
Organism: Solanum tuberosum (potato)
Lineage: Eukaryota; Viridiplantae; Streptophyta; Magnoliopsida; Solanales; Solanaceae
Exons: 1
Coding region: 1-435 (144 amino acids)
Source: RefSeq, a predicted model, not a curated record
AUGAAGGGUGUUAUGAGGUUCGACAAGAAAGGGAAAUGCAGUCCCCAGUAUAUUGGUCCUUACAGGAUAUCCAAGAGGAUUGGUAAUGUAGCCUACGAGUUGGAGCUACUGUCAGAGUUAGCAGUAGUUCAUACGGUGUUUCACAUUACUAUCUUGAAGAAGUGUAUGGAUGAUUCUUCGCUUAUUAGACCGACUGAAAAUAUUGGUAUUAAGGAUAGCCUGUCUUACGAGGAGAUUUUCGUUCAGAUUCUAGAUCGUCAGAUUCGAAAGUUAAGGACCAAGGAAGUAACAUCAUUCAAGGUCUUAUGGAGGAAUCAAUUUGUUGAGGAACCUACUUGGGAGGGUGAGGAGGAUAUGAAAAAGACAUAUCCACAUAUCUUUGAGCCCGGAGAAAUUCCCAAUGAAGGUAUUAAUUCUUUUCUUGGUACUUUUUAA